AUGAGAUCCCCAAGAACCCUGGAGGUUUGGAAGCUAGGCACUGUGAACUAUUUGAAAUCCCUUAAACUUCAAGACAAGUUGGUUUCGGAGAGAAAAGCGAAUCUAAUCCCGGAUACCCUCCUCUCGCUUCAGCAUCCACCAACUUACACGCUCGGAAAACGUAGAACCGAUCACAACCUACUGAUCCCUGAAGCUGAACUCACGAAAAUUGGAGCUGAGCUUCAUUAUACUCAAAGAGGAGGAGAUAUCACUUUCCAUGGCCCUCGUCAAGCCAUUUUAUAUCCCAUCGUUUCCUUACGCAGCAUCGGUAUCGGUGCUAGGAACUAUGUAGAGGCGUUGGAGCGGUCGAUGAUCGAAUUUGCUUCGGUUUAUGGCGUGAAGGCUCGCGCAGGACACAAAGGUGAGACUGGGGUUUGGGUCGGAGAUAGGAAGAUGGGUGCUAUUGGGGUUCGGAUAUCCUCUGGGAUCACUUGUCACGGUUUGGCCUUUAACAUAGAUCCUGAUUUGAACUACUUCGAGCACAUUGUGCCUUGUGGAAUUGCUGAUAAAGAAGUUACAUCUUUGAGAAGAGAGACAGAUACUCUGCUUCCUUCAGACGAGGUGAUUCAUCAACAGCUGGUUUCUUGUUUCGCCAAUGUGUUUUCUUAUGAUGAUGUUGUGUGGAAAGAAGAUUCUACAGUCAUUUUGGACACCCAGGAGGAUAACGAAUAA
Molecule: messenger RNA, 711 nt
Organism: Thlaspi arvense
Lineage: Eukaryota; Viridiplantae; Streptophyta; Magnoliopsida; Brassicales; Brassicaceae
Source: the annotation of a GenBank genome assembly